GAUCAUCUUCCAGACUUUCACAGAGCUUGAAUUCUACGUGCUGCACACAACUCUUUUCUUCAUAUAUACAUAUACCUGCAUACAUACACAUAAACUGCGGAUCAGUGCAUAUAUCAGUAUUACUGUAGAUAUGUGUAUAAGCUAAGCCACCCUUCAACAAUCAAUACCCAGAAUUCAGGCUGUCAAAAUAAUGGAUUCUUCUGAGCAACGGCGCAGGAGAAAACAGAGUUUAAGUAAAAUUAAGCUUAGCUCUGUAAGUGUUAAGUCGUUUAUCUUGUUGGUUUUAUUCACUUCACUCUUUUUCUGGUCGUAUCACAAUAAGAUUGUGAUCACACCCUCUUCUCUUCAGUCGGUUUCAAUUCUUGCUUCUUCUAGCUUGUCAGUGUUAUCUUCAUCUUCUUCGAUAAAUUCUGCAGACACGUAUAGGAUUGAGGAUCAGGUUCGUUUUCCUGAUCAAAUUUUGUUAUUGGUUUCGAGAAGAGCUGGAAAUGAUUUGAUGAUUGGGAAGAAUGAUAGGUUGGAAUGUAUUUAUGGUACAAGUUUUUUCAAUGAAUCUGAUAGUAACAAGAUUGGUAGGGUGACAAGUAAUAGUUUGUCAGUUGAUGAAUAUACAGAUGAUCGUUUUAUUGUUAGGUGCCCACUUCCACAGAUGAAUUACUUGAAAGUGGUGGAUUUGGUGUGGUUAGGCAGAAGUUUGAGCUAUUAUGACGGAGAUGAGAGUUUAUGGGGAAGGAAUUGGAAAGUUAAUUCUUGGGAGAAGGUUGUUUAUGAGGCGGUGCUGGACGGGGAGACUGCAGUGGUUUUUGCUAAGGGAUUGAAUUUGAGGCAGGAUAGAGAGUCAGACCCAACUCAAUUUAGUUGUCAUUUUGGGUUGGGAAACUGGGAGAGGGAUGAGAGGUUUGUGCUUACAACCAAGGCAAUUACGGCUGCUCAAGAGGUUGUUAGGUGUUUGUUGCCGCAAAGCAUUAGGAGUCGUCCUGAGAAGGCUGAAGGGAUUCGAGUCACGAUUGGAGUGACCCGUCAUGUUCAUGCCAGAGGUAAAGAUUACGAGCUUAUGCCUUCAGUUGCUAAACUUUCUAACUCGAAAGUAAUGGUUAAUCAGAAGAAAAAAUACGAGCUCUGUGCAUGUACAAUGGUAUGGAACCAGGCUUCUGCAAUUCGGGAAUGGAUAAUUUAUCAUGCCUGGCUUGGGGUUGGGAGAUGGUUUAUAUAUGAUAACAAUAGCGAUGAUGGAAUUAAGGAUGCUACAGAAGAGCUUGAUCGUGAAGGGUACAAUGUCAGCAGACAUAUGUGGCCUUGGAUUAAGACACAAGAAGCGGGUUUUUCACAUUGUGCUCUCAGAGCCAAAGAUGAAUGUAACUGGGUCUCCUUCAUGGAUGUUGAUGAAUAUUUCUACUUCCCAAUUCCAACACGCAGCCAACGCAGGAAUAAAAAUUUAGUUUUCCCUGGUCAGGAUUCCCUGCGACACAUGGUUGCAAAUUUUUCAUCAACAUCAAUCGCGGAGAUAAGAACAACUUGUCGCAGCUUUGGACCAUCCGGGUUAAGAUCACCACCCUUACAAGGAGUCAUAGCAGGGUACACUUGCAGGCUCCAAUAUCCCGAGAGGCAUAAAUCUAUUGUACGUCCUGAUGCACUUGACGACACACUUCUCACUGUGGUGCACCAUUUUCAUCUAAAGAAGGGAUAUACUCAUCUCAAUUUGCCACAAAGCAUUGCAGUGAUUAAUCACUACAAGUACCAGGUGUGGGAGACCUUUAAAGUGAAGUUUUUCAGAAGAGUUGCUACCUAUGUGGCUGAUUGGAAAGACAACCGAAAAGAAGGGUCAAGAGAUAGGGCACCUGGAUUGGGUACAGAGGCGAUUGAGCCGCCCGAUUGGCGGCUACGCUUCUGUGAAGUUUGGGACACUGGCUUGAGAGACUUUGUUUUAGCUAACAUGGCUGAUCCUGGAAAUGGUUUACUGCCGUGGCAGAGGUCUUGAGAGUGGUAAUAAUGUAUAAAUCAUUUAAAGGCACAUAUACAUAUAUGUAGUUCAGGUUUACCAACCACUACCCUUCAUUUCCCCAUUCUUCAUAGGUUUAUACAAAAUAUUCAUUCUUAUAGCUAUAGGCAUACAUUUGGAAACAUAUAGAACAAAGCACAAAGUUCUAAAUAGCUGUAAAUUUCUUCUUCCUUUUUUUGUAAUAUAUGUGAAAUGGUACGUUUGUACUAGAAGUCAUUAAAUGAAAUAUCGAAUACUUUUCAGUCA
Molecule: messenger RNA, 2245 nt
Organism: Daucus carota subsp. sativus
Lineage: Eukaryota; Viridiplantae; Streptophyta; Magnoliopsida; Apiales; Apiaceae
Product: glycosyltransferase family 92 protein RCOM_0530710
Exons: 1
Coding region: 191-1978 (595 amino acids)
Cellular component (GO): cytoplasm
Molecular function (GO): glycosyltransferase activity
Source: RefSeq, a predicted model, not a curated record